UUAAUACAAUUUUACUCAAGCAUAUCCAUUUCAUUUUUCCAAAUGCCUUAGCUGAGUUGGACAAGACCACGCGAGCUAGAGACCGCGCCACGCGCUGGCACAUUCAUUAUGCCGCCCCUCACUUGGCUACACUCAUUUGCCAAAUCUUCCACUGCAGGCUGUAUUUGGCAAAUAGGCUUUGUAUUGUAAAGGACUAUAGGCAAACAAUAUAAGUACCUACGGCAGUAAAUUUGUCGAAUAUACUUUUUUUUCGUGGGUAGGGUGUAAAAAAGUAAACUCAUAACUUUUAAUUCAUAAAUAUUCAAAAAUCUACUUAAAAUUAAUUAUAAUUUUAUUUUCCAAAUCACAAUAUACACAAAUAUAGUCAAUAACUGUUAUUGAGUUGUUUACUACAUGCAAUAAUAGAGAUUGCACACCCACCUGCUGGCUGACCAUUAAACUGUCAUCACAACAACUGCUUUCAAACAAAUACAAUACAAUGAUGUCUUCACAAAAACUGCAUGAGACUCAGAUCAGUUUAGAGAGAACAAUGGCUGCCCGAAUGGAGGACUUCGAAAGGAGACUCGGCAGCUUGAGUUCAUCACCAAAGAAGCUGGACCUCGAGGAGCUCACACGGGAUUACUGCAGCUUCAAGGAGUCCGUGCUGCCCAUGCUGCGCCUCCUGCAGGAACAGAUACUCAGUGUUGCCACACAAGUAGACGAGAUGGAUUGCCAGACCCGCCGGAAUGCCCUCCUAUUCACUGGCAUCAAGGAGGAGGAUAAUGAAGACCCAUCUGCGUUGAUCUGCGACACUGUGGUCAAUCUCAUGGGGAUAUCUGAGUUUGCCAGGAGCUCCAUGGUCCAGUGUGUCAGGCUUGGUGCUCGACGUCCGGAUGCUACUAGGCCGAUCUUGGUUAGACUUGCCAAUCUAGCCACCAAGUCUCAACUGUGGAGCAGCAAGACGAGGCUCAAGGCAAGUCCAGUGGUCGUUGGCGAGUUCCUGACGAAGCCCCGGCAGCGCCUCUUCAUGCGCGCGCGCCGGCACUUCGGGGUAAGCAGCUGCUGGACGAGGAGCGGCGCCGUCAUGGUGAGGUUGCCCGACGACAGCCGGGUCAAGGUGGUGACCGAGGCGGCGCUGGACGAGCUGUGCAAGAAGCACCCCGCCGUCACCCCGAAGGCUAAGGACACAGCGAAGGGCCCACUGCCAUCUGCAAAGCCGGUGGCCAGUCAGAGCAAAGUCACUCCGCCUACUACUCGUGCCGCGGCGGGUGCGACCGCGCCUGCAACCAGGAGUAGAACCGCAGGCUCGUCGGCCUCCCGGGACAAACGGUGAUUCUCCCUUUACUUCAAUUUCAAUAUUUGUUAUUUCUUUCCACCUAUUAGGAAGGUAAUUGAAGGUAUCGUGAUAUUUUGUUUUUGUUAUUUGCCCGCUUUUAAUUACUUUGUUUCGUUGUGUUUUCAAAGUUGUGAUAGCUGUCAUUCUCAAUUGUCAAUUUGAAGUGUCAAAUGUCAACGUCAUUGUUAUGUCAAUGUCAGUUUGCAACGUUCGUAAACCGUAUUAAUUUAGGUAAUGUAAGAUGUUUGUUUAUCACAAUCACUACUUGUUAAAAACUUAUUAAUUACUUUUAGCUGGGCAAUCUAAAUUAAUCUUAUUGUUGUGUUAAAUGUUAGUUCCAUUUAUUUUUUUUCUCAUCUAACUUUCAGCCAGCAGGACAGUGCAGGCAAAUAGUCUCAUUAGUAUAAUUUUUAAUCUAGCUUAAAUUAAUAUUUUAUUCACGUCACUAGAUAGUUAAUUUAUUUAUUUAUUCUAUAAUAAGUAUAUAUUAUUGUAUAUCUAUAUUAUUUUAUGUCUGGCGAUGAUGACUCGUUCGCAUCGGCUCACUCUUCGCUUUCUUAUCUAAGCGCCGAUGAGGA
This is a messenger RNA of Plutella xylostella (diamondback moth), 1893 nucleotides long. The record is from RefSeq and is a predicted model, not a curated record. Lineage: Eukaryota; Metazoa; Arthropoda; Insecta; Lepidoptera; Plutellidae.